This is a messenger RNA of Sclerotinia trifoliorum, 2584 nucleotides long. The record is from the annotation of a GenBank genome assembly. Lineage: Eukaryota; Fungi; Ascomycota; Leotiomycetes; Helotiales; Sclerotiniaceae.
AUGAGGCAGUGCAUCAAGCAAUCAAUUAAUGUACAGUAAGACUCGGGUUUCACAAUAAACCCUUCAUCAAUAAUUACUUCAAACCCAUCGCACAUUCGAAAAGCUGGAGUGGAAGAAACAAGCACAAUCAGUUGGCGAAGGCCAAGAACUGGUCUAAGAUGGCGGGCAUAAUUGAUGAUGGGUGGACGAUAGUAGUCGGACAACCAGCCAGUGAAAUUCGCGAGGAGAAACAAAUUGAAGAAUGGGAGCGCUCGAAAGGUGGGUGGUCUGGAUUUGGUAAACAUCCUCAGAAUUGGGCGGACCAUAAGAAAUUACAUCUUUCAUCAGAAAAUGAAUUGGGAUCUGGAAGUUAUGGACUUGUGCAGCGCGUUACGUAUGGUGCUGUCACCAUGGCCCGCAAACAGUGAGUAUUCCAUCUAUUACCCGGAUUCUAUGACUUCGUAAAGCUGAUUGAACCUCAGCGUGGUACCUCGUGGUGGGAUGACGGUCGAGAAGCUCCGGGAGGAAGCUAAUGCCAUGGAGGAACUGGCGCAUAAACAUAUUUUGAAGCUGGUCGGGACUUAUACGUGGAAGCGCAAAAAUUUAUAUCUCCUCCUAUACCCUGCGGCGACUUGCGAUUUAAGUACAUUUCUCGAUGAUAUAGAUGGGAUUCGUUCGGAUACAUGCGCGGAUAGGGAUGAUGCGAUGAAAAGGCUCUUUGCCCUUGGACUCAAGGAUAUCGGGAAAAUCGACGAUUUGUGUAUGUUAAGACGACCGAUGCCUCAUUCGGAGCCAGCGCAUAUAAAGAGAACAGAAACAGCUUUGGGAUUUUUACAACAAAUCAUGGGAUGUAUUACGGAAGCAUUGGUGUUUGUUCAUGAAAAAGGUAUUCGGCAUCGGGAUUUAAAACCUAAGAAUAUCUUGUUAAGUCCGGGUCGGGUAUACCUCGCGGAUUUCGGUAUCGCGAGAGAUGUUAAAGAAUCGGAAAAUAGUAUAACUUGUGGUAGAUAUGGUACCCCUUCUUGGAUAGCUCCAGAGGUUUAUGAUGGUGAAGAUCAUCAUAUGUCAAAGGCAGAUGUCUUUUCCCUUGGUUGUAUAUUCCUCAAUAUCGCGACAGUGUUAUAUGGGAACUCAACUGAAUUGGCGACAUUUGACGAAGUAAUGAAGGAGAAGGAAUGGCCUAAAAAGUACGAGAUGUUGUCGGAUCAUCUAAACAAAUUAAGGGAUAAAGCAAUUAGAGCUGCUUUGGCUGAUGAAGAAGAGCCCAAUUUCGACGCAAAAAAUAUAUUAGGUCUUGUGGAGAAAAUGUUAUUAUAUGGAGCUGAACGACGACCUUCAGUAAAGGAGGUUAAUGAAAGGUUAUGUGAACUUGGAGGUUUGGAUCAAAUUUAUCAUUUAUCUUGCUGUCAUAAAAAGAACGAUGUUAUGUCUCGAUCAAUAAGUGAGCCUCCAUACCCUUUCUUCAUCCGAGUCAUACUAAUUCGAUGACUAGAUUCAAAAAUGAGAACUAUUUCAGAAUGUAGUUUAUCAUCCAAAAGUAGGAUCUCCGAACUCGAGACUGAAAAUAGUGCUUUGAAAGAACGUCUUGCAACCCUUCAAAACAAAGAUCAAACAUACGAAUUACGAAUCGAGCAUGAACGUAAUCAUGCAAAGAAACAAAACGAUGUACUCAAAGAACGAUAUGAAAAACAACUUAAAGCAAAAACUGAAGCUUUAAAAGGUGCAGAAGAGCGCAUUAGAGCAUUAGAAUCAAUUAUGGACCAUAAACGCCGACCAUUUCAUAACAAAGGUAGAGGUCGAAAUAUAGCUCAAGAAAGUCUACACACAAACGAUAACCUCAAUAUCAACAACCUAGCUUUCCACACAAAGCACGCACUUUCUACCCAAAACAAGACAAUAAAACCAGGACCUAAAACGCCAGACGGAUAUUUCCCCAACAUACCACCCCGAAACCCAUCUUUCACAAAUUUAAAAGAUACAACUUUACAGCGUCGUCCCUCUGGUAUCCCAAUACCUACUCGCUCACCAACUCCCAUUGUUACUCCUCAUAAAUCAUCAUUUAGUUCGCCGGGAAGUGGAAAUAGUACGUUGGUUAGCAGUACGUAUUCUGUAUUUUCGAAUCGGAGUAAGAUGACGGAUGGGAGUGUUACUCCGGUGGAAAGUCCUGGGGAAACGAUGAGUCCACCUGAUAGUCCGAUUUCUAGUAUUAGGGGGAAGGGUUUGAAUUCGGAAUGUAUGAGGGGACCACAGUUGGUUAAUGGGAGGAUGAAGAUAAAUAGUAACGAGAAGGAGAGGACGAUUAAACCUACCUGGGCAAGAAUGGUGAGGGGGAAUGUUUCUAAGACUUGAGAUGUGAAAUGGAUGAGGGAAAAUUAGCCAUGAACGAAGAAGGAUUUGAAUACCAUGGGAAGAAACAGAAUUCCUACAAGCGAGCGACCGAAGCGAGAUACCCCUCGCUAUGAGGAAUGCGCCUAAAACCUAUAGGGAUGAAGGCCAAUGAGAGAUAGCGAUUGAGAAGCUGUAUAGUCCAUUUUCAAUAUAGAUUAGCUUGGAAUACAUGCAUUGAUAGAGCAAUGAAAGAAGUAACGAACCAUCUCAUGCAAUG